AAUGGUCUCACAAGUGAAUUGUUUUCUUUUAUUUUGUGUGUUUUUAUUUUUAUUGUGCUGCCGUGAAAAAAUAAAUUUCGCCUACAAAUCCUUGGCAAAAAGUAACAUUAGAUUUUGAUCAACAGAACGACACCUUAGAUAUACGCCCACUCACACCAGCUCUGCAACAAAAAGCCAUAGCCGAACUCAAUGAGAAUCCCGCUAGAAUUUCUGAAGAUUUGAAAACUUUCAAAGAAUGGAUUUUAAAACAACCACACAUUAGAUCACGCAUGGACAAUCAAUUUUUGAUAGCAUUUUUGCGUGGCUGUAAAUACAGUUUGGAAAAGGCCAAAAAGAAACUGGAUGGUUUCUAUACAAUGCGCUCUAAUUUUCCAGAUUUAUUUUCAUCGUUUGUGGAUGAACAAACAGCUCGAGCAAUUAUGAGAAUGAGCAUUGGCGCCCACUUACCACUGCCUUUGGGAGAGGAUGGUCCACGUAUUGUCCUCAUGCGCCCCGGACAUUACGAUCCCGAUGUCAUAUCUAUGUAUGAAAUUAUGAAGAUGGACGUUUUGGUCAACGAUUGGUUAAUGCUUGAAGAUGACCACUGUGUAGUGAGUGGUUUUGUACAUAUCAUAGACUUUGCUAACUUCUCGGCCAAGCAUAUGUUGCAAUUUCAGCCAGCUCGUAUGAAACGCAUUGUCUAUUAUAGUGAGGAGGCAUUACCAAUACGGGUCAAAGCUUCGCAUUUGUUUAAUACCGGUUCGACAUUUGAAACGAUAUUUGGUCUGAUGAAACCAUUGCUGCCGGAUAAAGUUAAAGAGAGGAUGAUUGUCCACCCAAAUAUGGAAUCGGUUUAUGAAAAAGUUCCUUUGAAAUAUUUCCCCAAGGAGUAUGGUGGUGAAAAUAGCAGCAUUGAUGAAAUUAUAGCUGCUGGUGAGGCAAUGUACAUUAAAUAUAGAGAAUAUAUGGCCGAAGAGAAAUUAUAUGGUACCGAUGAAAAAUUGCGUCCUGGGAAACCAAUUGAUUUUGAGUCAAUUUUUGGUUUAGAUGGUUCCUUCCGUAAGUUGGAAGUUGAUUAAAAUAUGCAUCUACAUGCACCCUAGAUAAUGAGAGACAUUAAGGGCCGGUUUCUCGUAGUAAAAUAAAGUUUGUAAUAACUAACCGGUACAUUAAUUUGUCGUGGAACUUUUUACAUUUCAAGAUCAUUUGUAAAUUUCUUCACGAUUCUGGUAACUGGGUAAAAUCUCCCGUUUGUAGUUGCAAGUACAUUAGAAAAUUAUAAAAAUUUAGUCAACUGUGUGAUAUAUCUUUCAAAAAUACCUAAUUUCUAAGGAUCUUUUUUAUUUUAUUUAACAUU
This is a messenger RNA of Stomoxys calcitrans (stable fly), 1336 nucleotides long. RefSeq names its product alpha-tocopherol transfer protein. Gene Ontology annotation, cellular component: membrane. The record is from RefSeq and is a predicted model, not a curated record. Bases 270 to 1058 code for a protein of 262 amino acids. The transcript has 4 exons. Gene Ontology annotation, molecular function: phosphatidylinositol bisphosphate binding. Lineage: Eukaryota; Metazoa; Arthropoda; Insecta; Diptera; Muscidae.